GUAACAACCUCUCUCUUACCAAGCCUAGUCUUACACUCAACAAAUCGUCCUCUCUCUUGCGCUGCCGUGUCAGACCCCAAAAGUGUCACAAAACCCAAGAAACAUACGACCUUCCCUUUCCCCUUUCUCUCUGUCUCAGUCAGUCUCUUCACAACCUCAACAGAAACUCAUCGAUGCUCUUCAUCUCUCUCCUCUCCUAACAUUAACCCGAUCCAUUACCAAUAAUUAACCAAGCUACCUACCUGCUAUAGCAUAAUUUAUUAACAUAUGUAUGGCGUCCCCUCGCACUGUAGAAGAGAUCUUCAAAGAUUACAACGCCCGUCGCUCUGCCCUCGUUCGCGCUCUCACUACUGAGGCUGAUGAAGUCUACCUUCAAUGCGAUCCAGAAAAAGAGAAUUUGUGUCUGUAUGGACAUCCAAACGAGUCCUGGGAAGUGACUCUGCCAGCAGAGGAAGUUCCGCCAGAGCUCCCUGAGCCUGCGUUGGGCAUUAAUUUUGCCAGAGAUGGAAUGACGCGUAAAGACUGGCUUUCUCUUGUUGCUGUGCACAGUGACAGUUGGUUGCUUUCAGUGGGAUUCUACUUUGGUGCACGACUUAAUCGCAACGAAAGGAAGCGACUGUUUAGCAUGGUAAAUGAUCUGCCCACCCUCUUUGAAAUUGUAACUGGGAGGAAACCAGUAGAAGAUAAGCCUAGUGCUGACGGUGGUAGCAAAUCCAGGAAUAACACAAAGAGAUCAACUGAUGGACAGGCAAGAAGCAAUUCCAAGUUAAGUUACGUGGAGGAUGAAGAUGAGCAUGGAGACACACUUUGCGGGAGCUGCGGAGGGAACUACAAUGCUGAUGAGUUUUGGAUUGGUUGUGACAUUUGUGAACGAUGGUACCAUGGAAAGUGUGUGAAGAUAACACCAGCAAAAGCUGAAAGCAUCAAGCAGUACAAAUGCCCUUCUUGCAGCACAAAGAAGUCUAGGCACUAACAAACAGUCAAACUUGUGAGGAGAUUGACCUCGUUCUCUCUCACCGAUGUUGUUCCAAUGCACUGAUAGUUUUUUUUUUUUUUUCCUUAAAAAAUGGAGUUGAGGCUAUCUAUGGGAUCGGUGUUUACCUAAGUGGAUGUUGUUUUAACUUUGGAGUCUUUACACUGAGAAAUCGGUCUUAGAUUUUGUUUAAUGAUAGUUUACGGAAUGAUUAAUACUAA
Populus nigra (black poplar) is the source of this 1194-nucleotide messenger RNA. RefSeq names its product PHD finger protein ALFIN-LIKE 2-like. Gene Ontology annotation, molecular function: transcription coregulator activity; transcription cis-regulatory region binding; histone binding. Gene Ontology annotation, biological process: regulation of DNA-templated transcription. NCBI's taxonomy places the organism in Eukaryota, Viridiplantae, Streptophyta, Magnoliopsida, Malpighiales, Salicaceae. The record is from RefSeq and is a predicted model, not a curated record. Gene Ontology annotation, cellular component: nucleus. The coding region runs from base 272 to 973 and encodes 233 amino acids. The transcript has 5 exons.